Messenger RNA from Talaromyces marneffei, 6246 nucleotides. RefSeq lists its product as uncharacterized. Gene Ontology annotation, biological process: long-chain fatty acid biosynthetic process. The transcript is spliced from 4 exons. Gene Ontology annotation, cellular component: fatty acid synthase complex. The coding region runs from base 1 to 6246 and encodes 2081 amino acids. The record is from RefSeq and is a predicted model, not a curated record. Gene Ontology annotation, molecular function: enoyl-[acyl-carrier-protein] reductase (NADH) activity; fatty acid synthase activity; [acyl-carrier-protein] S-acetyltransferase activity. Lineage: Eukaryota; Fungi; Ascomycota; Eurotiomycetes; Eurotiales; Trichocomaceae.
AUGGAGCAUCCUAUUCUGGAUGCGGCGCCCAAUGUAAAUUAUAGCACUUCAUCUACUCCCUCAAUGACCUAUAUCACUCCCUCGACGGAUAUAGAAGAGGAUCCGUUUUGCCCUCGGAUUACCUUCUCACUUGUUUACAAGGGUCUCGAAUAUUCGACACCACUCUUGAGCAACCAUGCUAUUGAUUUGUCUCAACAUAGGGCUAUUUUUCUCUCCUCGUUAGAAGAACCCAGUGACAACUUAACCGAAGCUCCGACCGCAGUGGAGAGCCUUUUGAUUCGCUUUUUACAGUUUCUCUUGGAUCGCCAGGCCUCAACUACACUGAUUUUACCAUUGGUCGUGGCCUUUCGCAGAGACUUUUUGCUAUUGAAUGACAUCCAUUCAUUGAUAGCUUCAUUGCCAGAACCACUAGAGACACAACGAGCUCUACUUUGCACUUACUACACAACGAUUUUACGAUGUGGUCUGCAACCAGAUACACAUAUACGGCAGAGCGCCCUCUUCGAAGCCGCGGAAAAAGACCAUGUCAAGCUGAUGGCCAUCUUUGGAGGCCAAGGAGCGUCGAAUCCACGGUGCUUCCGGGACCUUCAAGAUUUGUACAACACAUAUGCUCCUUUGUUGGACGUCCUCAUCAGCACAGUCGACAACGUAUUAUAUGAACUUUGCGUCCUUCCUGAAACUCGAGACUUCUUCAGGGGUCGCCAGAUAUGCUUGCUAUCGUGGCUGAAAACACCGCAUACUGUCCCUGAUGAACAGUUUCUUGCAACCGCAGCAGUAAGCUUUGUGAUCCAUGGAGUUGUUGCUCUAGCACACUGGUGUGUUACCUGCAAUGUUCUUGGGAAGCACCCUGGGACUCUGCGUUCUCUUCUGGCUGGGACAAGCGGACAUUCCCAAGGCAUUAUCAUAGCUGCAGCUGUGUCCGCGUCCGAUUCCUGGAAAUCAUUCUACGAAAAUUCUGUGCUCUGUAUGAAAUUAUUGUUUUGGACGGGGUACGAGAGUCACAGGGCUGCUCCACGUCUGGCUCUCACCUCCGCCGCAGUUCACGACGCAGAAAGCCGUGGCGAGGGUCAGCCAAGUCACAUGCUGCACAUUUCUGGACUUCCAAAGAAACAUAUCAUCUCCCUUCUUGGCAAAUGCAACCAAGACAUCCAUCUCGAAAAGAAGGUCUAUCUGGCUCUUUCCAAUUCAAGAUCUAGCUUCACCAUUGCCGGCCCCGCAUCAUCGCUGGUUCGAUUUAAUCAGCUCGCCCAUGAAAUUGGCGUGGGCAGAAAGGUAGACCAGUCUCGCAUUCCGUUCGAUAAACGAAAGCCCGAAGUCGAGACGCAAUUCCUUCCCAUCAGUUCGCCUUUUCAUACUCCCUACCUCGAAACGACGGCGCAAAUAAUUAAAAGUCGGCUUUCUGAUCAAGCUUUGGAAUCGAAACAGCUGGCUAUCCCUGUCUAUGAUACUCGAGAUGGAUCCAACAUGGCAGCAGCUGCUGCCGGGGAAAAUAUCUUGCCAUCACUCAUAGAUGCUGUCACCAUCCAUCAUGUUGACUGGCCGUCAGUUUUGAAUUCCUCCCGCUAUACACAUGCAUUGGUCUUCGGCAAGGGUCUUAGCGAUAUGGUUGCCAUCAACACCGACGGCAAAGGCAUACAGAUUAUAUCCGCUACCGAGCUCACAACUACUAACGCGCGAUUUGGAUCUAAAUGCACUAUUUUCAGUCUCAAUUUGCCAGACUCAUUCAUAUCUCCUCAAAGCUGGGAAGAGCAAUUCCGGCCACGACUUUCACGGUCCGAAAACGGUUCUAUCCAGAUUCAAACCAAGAUGAGCAAAGUAUUGUGUGCCCCACCGCUAAUGGUAGCUGGCAUGACCCCAACAACAGUGCCUUGGGAUUUUGUCUCGGCAGUCAUGAAUGCAGGCUACCAUGCGGAGCUUGCCGCUGGAGGUUAUUUCAACGCGGAAAGCAUGUCUAAUGCUAUUGAGACGCUUUCGACUAGUGUCCAGCCCGGCAUGGGCAUUACCUGCAACCUAAUUUAUGCGAGUCCGCAGUCUAUGGCAUGGCAGAUCGCCAUGCUUCGUCGCCUUGCGCGUACUCAACAACCUGUUGACGGCCUCACAAUCGGAGCCGGCGUGCCCAGCCUCGACAUCGCAUCAGAAUACAUCACUUCUCUUGGAUUGAGGCACAUCUCAUUCAAGCCUGGAUCAGAGGACGCAAUAGAAAAAGUUCUCGAAAUAGCAAAAGCUCACCCAGAUUUCCCUAUCAUAAUUCAGUGGACUGGAGGUCGAGGCGGUGGACACCAUUCCUUCGAAGACUUCCACUCUCCUAUUUUGCGACUUUACGGAAAGAUCCGUCGCUAUCAAAAUGUCAUCCUCGUUGCAGGCAGUGGCUUUGGCGAUGGCAUUGGCUCUUAUCCUUAUCUAACAGGCUCAUGGUCGGUGGCAUAUGGCUAUCCACCCAUGCCGUUCGAUGGAAUCCUUGUUGGAAGCAGAGUGAUGGUGGCUAAAGAAGCCCAUACAUCGCAAACAGUCAAGGAAUUGAUCUGCAAUACUCCUGGAACUCAUGAAGCCAACUGGACAAAGUCCUACAGUGAACCUAUUGGGGGCGUUGUGACGGUACAGUCCGAAAUGGGGCAACCUAUCCAUAAGAUUGCGACGAGAGGCGUACUUUUCUGGAAAGAGAUGGAUGACAAAAUUUUCAGCCUCCCCCGAGAUAAACAACUGGCCACCAUCAAAGCUCGCAAAGACUACAUCAUACGUAAACUGAACGAGGACUUUGCGAAGCCGUGGUUUUGCCGCAAUUCCAAAGGGGACAAUGUUGACUUGUCGGAUAUGACCUACUUGGAAAUUCUCUCUCGCUUGAUCAGUUUGAUGUAUCUUCCCUCGCAGUGCCGAUGGAUUAACCCGUCAUAUGAAUUCCUCGUUCGCGAUGUCGCAGUACGCAUCUUGGAGCGUUUGGACGCGAAGUGCGAGAUUGAUAACUCAAGCAGACCAGACCAGCUUGAAAAGAUCUUCCUCCAGCAAUGUCCGAAGGCAAGUACAUCAAUCAUCCACCCCGAAGAUGUCUCAUGGUUCUUGGAGCGUUGCAAACGCCGCGGCCAGAAGCCGGUCAAUUUUGUCCCAGUGUUGGAUGAGAAUCUGGCUACGUGGAUGAAGAAGGACUCAUUGUGGCAGUCAGAAGAUAUCGAGGCUGUCAUUGAUCAGGAUCCUGGUCGAGUUUGUGUUUUACAAGGACCUGUUGCUGUCACAUUUUCGCAACAGCCCGACGAGCCCGUGGCUGAUAUCCUCAAUGGUAUCAAGGACUCCUGGAUUGCAAUGCUCACCGAUGAGUUCUAUAAAGGUCAAGAUGUACCACUCGAAGUCGCUACUUGGGAGUCAGUUGUUGAACCCAGCAGCGGAUCCAAUAUCAAAGUCAUCGAACAUGAUCACGGUAUGACGGUGCAAGCCAUUCAAGGUAGAACGCUUCCUACCCCGGAAGAAUCUCUUCAAUAUCUUGCCAGCAGAACGCACGGCUGGAUGCGCGCGGUACUACUUAGCGACUUUAUCCUACAAGACCGUGCUAAGCGAGCGAACUUUCUGCAAGGUUCUUUUGAACUUGAUGACAAGAAAACGGUGGAAAUUGACGAAGCCAAUGGUAGAAUGCUUGUAAAGACGGCUGUUGAUGGCGGGAAACAUCAAAGAACGUUGGUUGAGAUGUCCAGUGCAGAUGGCAUCUCCAUUGCCGCUCAAGUUCUACAUUACAGUCCUGACAGGCAGACCCCAACUGCACUUCAUUUGAAGUUCCAGUAUAAUCCACGAAAUUCCCUAUACCCACUUACCGAAGACAUGCAAGACCGUAACAUGCAGAUAAAAUCAUUUUACAGUCGGUUAUGGCUCGGGUCUGACAUACAAAGCAAUUCGUUUAGCGGAGUUCAUUCAACAUUUGGUGGUUAUCGCACGGUGCUGUCCUCGGAGAUUCUCAAUGGUUGGAUCGCGUCCGUCAGUUUGUCACACUCCAACGACCGUAUUCUUUCCUCAAACACAGAGUUUUUCCCGCUUAAUGCCACAAUCAUUCCGGCAUGGGAAGCCUUAGUGCAGCCUCUUAUGGUUCCAGAGAUUGACGGCGAUCUCUUGAGACUGGUGCAUUUAUCUAUUGAGUUCGAACUGUUUCCGAAAGCUACACCAUUACGCAUUGGAGAGACUGUGGAGGUUAGCUCCCAUAUCCAGUCCAUCGUAAUUGACGACAAAGGCAAAACUGUCGCCGUGCGAGCGGUUAUUUCACGAGACAACCAGCCUGUGGUGGCGAUCAUCUCCAAAUUCUUGAUUCAAGGCUCCUUCUCCAAUUUCAAGGACACUUUCCAGAAUAGCACGGAAGAGGGCAUGGUUCUAAAUGUUUCAUCAUCAAUAGAUGACAUGGUCCUCCGCACCAGACCAUGGUUUCAGUUAGACGAUGAGAAGACUAACCUAGUCAACGAAACUCUUUGCUUCAAGUUGAACUCAGUUUGUACCUGGAAAGCGCCGAAUGUGUUCGAAACCUUGCGCGUGACUGGUGAAGUUUUUAUCCAGGAUCGUCGUGACAGACUCCGAAAAAUCGGCUCCGUUGAUUUCGAAGCGACCAGCGCCUCUGGAAACCCUGUCAUUGAUUUCUUGGCGCGCAAAGGCAAGCCAGCAGUCGAGCGAAAUGAGCUUGAAAACCCUGGAUGGUCUGGACCUUCGACUAAAACAAUCAAAAUGCCAUGCGACAAUGAGCUCUAUGCGAAGGUCUCCAAGGACUAUAAUCCUAUUCAUGUCUCGCCAGUCUUCUCGACCAUCGCCAAUCUUCCAGGUACAAUCGUCCAUGGUAUGUACACGUCUGCUGUUACUAGCGCAGUGCUAGACCAAGUCGCCAAUGACUUCAAUCACGUGCGUACCCGUCGUUACACGGUGUCAUUUGUCGAUAUGGUGCUUCCGGGAGAAGAGGUCGAGCUCAGGUAUCGUCAUAUCGCAAUGCUUCAAGGGAAAUUAGUUCUCCAGAUCCAGGCCUUCAAGGCUGCUACAGGUGACAAGGUCUUGGAAGGAGAGGCAGAGCUAGAGCAGGUACCUACAGCGUAUAUAUUCACGGGUCAGGGAAGUCAAGCUCCGGGGAUGGGUAUGGAACUUUACAAGUCCAGUCCCGUGGCGAAGAAAAUAUGGGAUGAUAUUGAUCGAUACCUGUUGGAGAAUUACGGAUGGUCUAUUCUCAAGAUGGUCCAAGAGAAUCCGAAAAGCCACACCAUAUACUUCUCCGGAAAGAGAGGACGUGCUAUUCGUGAUCGCUAUCUCUCAAUGACGGUCUCUUCAAUUGGACCAGAUGGACAAGUCGUCACCACCCCGUUACUAGAGGGCCUCACUCCCAACGCGCGAUCAUUCACCUUUGAAGAUUCCAAGGGUCUUCUCUACGCCACGCAAUUUGCACAGCCAGCCAUUGCUGUCCUCGAAAAGGCUACCUUUGAGGAUAUGCGAGAAAAUGGCUUGAUUCAGGAAGGUGCCUUGUUUGCUGGUCAUUCUUUGGGUGAAUUCGGCGCUCUCGCCUGUCAAGUCGAGUUCCUUCCAUUCCAACAGCAGAUUGAUAUUGCAUUCUAUCGUGGAUUGACCAUGCACAACGCAGUCAAGCGGGAUAGCACAGGUGCGACCGAUUUCUCAAUGGUUGCUGUUAAUCCUGGUCGAGUGAACAAGCGAGCCUUUGAUGAGGCGGCCUUACGCCGACUCGUUGACAUAAUUGCUAAUGAGAGCGAAAGACUUCUGGAAAUCGUCAAUUUCAACGUUGAGGGUGAACAAUAUGUCUGUGCUGGCCAUAAUGCCAAUCUCUACGCCCUGGCCCAGAUUCUCAACCAAGUUUCACGCAUGCCAACCGAACAAAUAGCACUUUGGUCGCGUGAAAGUGUCGUAGUCGAAGGCGCCCAACAACAGGACAAACCCUAUAGCCCAUCCACCACCGCCGUAAACACCAUGAUCUACAACGCCAUUCAUUCUGCGCACAAGCUCCCGAAACCUAUCAUACUUUCACGUGGCCAAGCUACCAUCCCACUGCAGGGUAUUGACGUUCCCUUCCACUCCGCCCAACUCCGAUCCGGAGUCCCCGCCUGGCGCAAGUUCCUGCUCAGUCGUAUCCAUCCCGAAGAUAUCGAGCCGGAUGACUUCCUAGACCGAUUCGUGCCGAAUGUCAUGGGUCGGCCGUUCUCGUUGGACCGAGAAUAUGUCGCGGAGGCAAUGCAGGUGAUGGGAAGUGAGACACUGAAGACGAUGCUGAAUGAAGGUAUCGUUUAUUAA